AUGCUUCGCUGGUACCAACGAAAGCUCGCCUCGCGGCCGUUGUUGACGCAGAGCGUCACUACCGCUGUGCUAUUCGCCGUCGGCGAUAUCACAGCGCAGCAGGCCGUCGAGAAGAAGGGGCUUGAAAAGCACGAGCUUGCCCGAACUGGUCGCAUGUUUCUCUACGGUGGCGCCGUCUUCGGCCCCGCAGCCACGACCUGGUACGGGAUCCUGCAGCGCUCGAUCCAGCUGCGCAACAAGAAGGCCGAGAUGGUCGCGCGCGUGGCCGCCGACCAGCUGAUAUUUGCGCCGACCUUCAUCGGGAUAUUCUUGUCGAGCAUGGCGGUUAUGGAGGGCGGGUCCCCUAAGGAGAAGCUGGCCAAGAGCUACGCGCCUGCUCUCCAGACAAACUACCUCAUCUGGCCCUUCGUCCAGAUGGCUAACUUCACCUUCGUGCCCCUCGAGCACCGCGUCCUCGUUGUCAACCUCGUCAGCAUCGGUUGGAACUGCUACCUUAGCAUGAUCAACAGCCAGAAAUGA
This is a messenger RNA of Daldinia childiae, 519 nucleotides long. Its product is annotated as Protein sym1. Gene Ontology annotation, cellular component: membrane; cytoplasm; mitochondrion. The coding region runs from base 1 to 519 and encodes 172 amino acids. The transcript has 3 exons. Lineage: Eukaryota; Fungi; Ascomycota; Sordariomycetes; Xylariales; Hypoxylaceae. The record is from RefSeq and is a predicted model, not a curated record.